UAGGGUUUUAUAUAUCCUUUUUAUUCUGCGGUGACGAUGAGUAAGCGCGUGGCGGAUGAGGCGGUGGCCGCCGCCGUAGAGUCGGGCCACAUUACCAGGGAGCCCUCGUCGCGGCGGCUGUCGGAGGCGGCGUUGCCGUACAUUCACAAGGUGGAGAAGCCACCGAAGCAGGGCUGGUUGGAGGAGCUGAAAUGGACUGUGAAGGAGACGUUCUUCCACGACGAGCCUCUGCGGCAUUUUAAGGAUCAACCUAGGUCGAGGAAAUUCAUGCUCGCAUUGCAGGCUGUUUGCCCCAUAUUUGACUGGGGAAGAUCCUACAACCUUUCUAAGUUCAAAGGUGACCUCAUUUCUGGCCUCACCAUUGCCAGCCUUUGCAUUCCACAGGAUAUUGGUUAUUCUGGACUAGCGAAUCUGGAUCCUCAGUAUGGGCUUUAUAGCAGCUUUGUUCCACCGUUGAUCUAUGCAUUUAUGGGCAGUUCGAGGGAUAUUGCAAUAGGUCCAGUGGCCGUGGUGUCUUUGUUGCUGGGAAGUCUUCUCCGAGAUGAAAUCGAUCCUGAGCUUCAUAAAUGGGAGUAUCAUCGCCUCGCCUUCACCGCCACUUUCUUCGCCGGCGUCACUCAGUUUGUGCUUGGUUUUUUCAGAUUAGGGUUCUUGAUUGAUUUCUUGUCGCAUGCUGCUAUUGUGGGCUUUAUGGCUGGGGCGGCCAUAACCAUCGCCCUGCAACAGCUCAAGGGUCUUCUUGGCAUCAAGAAAUUCACUAAGAAAACUGAUAUUAUAUCUGUCAUGCAUUCAGUCUGGGGUUCAGUACAUCAUGGGUGGAACUGGCAGACUAUACUAAUAGGAGUCUCUUUCUUGGCUUUCCUUCUCACCGCCAAAUACGUAGGAAAGAAGAACAAGAAGUACUUCUGGGUGCCUGCAAUUGCGCCAUUGAUAUCCGUUGUGAUCUCAACCUUCUUCGUCUUCAUCACCCACGCUGACAAGCACGGCGUCCAGAUCGUGAACCAUAUAAAGAAAGGCAUUAAUCCGGCAUCUGCAGACCAGAUUUACUUCUCCGGGGAAUACCUCACCAAAGGAAUCAGAAUUGGUGUUGUCGCCGGCAUGAUAGCCUUAACUGAAGCAGCGGCGAUCGGAAGAACAUUUGCAGCCAUGAAGGAUUAUCAACUUGAUGGGAACAAGGAAAUGAUAGCAUUAGGGUCAAUGAACAUUGUAGGCUCCAUGACAUCCUGCUAUGUAGCUACCGGAUCGUUCUCGCGGUCGGCGGUGAACUACAUGGCCGGGUGCCACACGACGGUGUCCAAUAUUGUGAUGUCAUGCGUCGUCAUGCUGACACUGCUACUCAUCACUCCGCUGUUCAAAUACACCCCCAAUGCUAUUCUGGCUUCCAUCAUCAUAUCUGCAGUUGUGGGGCUUGUUGACAUUGAUGCCAUGAUCCUCCUAUGGAAGAUUGAUAAAUUUGAUUUCAUUACCUCCAUGGGAGCUUUCUUCGGUGUUGUUUUCCACUCCGUUGAGAUUGGCCUCCUCAUUGCUGUGGCAAUUUCCUUUGCAAAGAUUCUGCUUCAAGUGACAAGGCCACGAAUUGCUGUGUUGGGGAAGAUACCCAGAAGUGCAAUUUACAGGAAUGUGCUGCAAUAUCCAGAUGCAACAAAGGUCCCUGGAAUUCUCAUUCUCAGAGUUGAUUCUGCAAUCUACUUCUCCAACUGCAACUAUGUCAGGGACAGAGCACUGUUAUGGCUGUCUGAUGAAGAAGAUAAGCAGAAAGAAAUCAAUGGCACAAAGAUCCAGCUGCUGAUAAUUGAUUUGUCGCCUGUUAUUGAUAUAGACACCGGUGGCAUUCACGCCGUUGAAGACCUACACAAAUCUCUUGAGAAGAGACAUGUUCAGCUUAUUCUGGCAAAUCCAGGGCAUAAGGUGAUGGACAAACUUCACACCUCUGGUCUUGCAAAUGUGAUUGGAGAAGACAAGAUUUUCCUCACGGUUGCAGACGCGGUCACCGCGCUUGCCCCGAAAAUGGAGCCUUGA
Messenger RNA from Ipomoea triloba (trilobed morning glory), 2019 nucleotides. RefSeq names its product sulfate transporter 1.2-like. The transcript is spliced from 12 exons. Gene Ontology annotation, biological process: transmembrane transport. The coding region runs from base 37 to 2019 and encodes 660 amino acids. Gene Ontology annotation, molecular function: secondary active sulfate transmembrane transporter activity. The record is from RefSeq and is a predicted model, not a curated record. NCBI's taxonomy places the organism in Eukaryota, Viridiplantae, Streptophyta, Magnoliopsida, Solanales, Convolvulaceae. Gene Ontology annotation, cellular component: membrane.